Caenorhabditis remanei is the source of this 606-nucleotide messenger RNA. RefSeq lists its product as uncharacterized. The transcript has a single exon. The record is from RefSeq and is a predicted model, not a curated record. NCBI's taxonomy places the organism in Eukaryota, Metazoa, Nematoda, Chromadorea, Rhabditida, Rhabditidae. The coding region runs from base 1 to 606 and encodes 201 amino acids.
AUGUCCGCAGUUCUCAACAACUUGGAAGUGAUCGUGCUCGAAUCCGAAGACUCCUGCAUGAUCGUCAUCAAGAAUCAUGAUGGUGGCGGUGUUUGGCAUCUCAAGUUGAGCAACUGGAAGUCCUCCAAUUCUUGUUGGGUCGAUGAUGAUUCCGUCCUUGGUGCGGACACGAAGGUUGGUAAGACGGAGAUAGAAGUGCUCGUCCUCCUCAAACACAUCAUCGUCGACAACAUCGAUGGUGACCUUCUGAUGUUUGUCUUCUGGGUAGAAAGUCAAAGUUCCCUUGACUGGAAUAUAAUCACUUCCAGCGUUGGCAGUUCCGUCUUCAGUAAAGUAAUCGACCAUGACAGUGAGACCUUCUGGUCCUCCAUCUCUGAAAAAACACAACAAUCUUAUAGAUCUGAGAAUAGAAAAAAAAACAAACCUUCCGACAACAACAUCAAAAGAUCCAACACUUUCAAGAACAGUGUAGUGAGCUGGAUCCAAGAAGAUCUUGCAAGUGUUGUCACGCAACUGCUUCUCUUGUGCCUGUACCAACUGAAAUUAGCCGAGGUGUUCAGAGAGUUAGGGUUAGUCCUUGCGAUGCACCACACUAUUAUGAUCUGA